Messenger RNA from Hermetia illucens (black soldier fly), 546 nucleotides. RefSeq names its product N-alpha-acetyltransferase 38, NatC auxiliary subunit (gene Sbat). The coding region runs from base 99 to 434 and encodes 111 amino acids. Gene Ontology annotation, molecular function: RNA binding. The transcript is spliced from 2 exons. Lineage: Eukaryota; Metazoa; Arthropoda; Insecta; Diptera; Stratiomyidae. Gene Ontology annotation, cellular component: NatC complex. The record is from RefSeq and is a predicted model, not a curated record.
CUGCCUGUCGAAAACACAACGUCGUGCUGUCAAACCAAUUGUCAACUCGGCAACCAAAUUACUGUAAACAUUCUAGUCCUCGCAUUGAAUCUGUGAAAAUGAGUUUUUCGAGCGUUGAAGACUUGUCAGAGGCAGGAAAACUAGCCCAACGGCGAUCUGAACCAAUUGUCAAAGCCUUGCCCGAGAACCUGACCCCCGGAAGACGGAAGCUGCGCUGCUGGCUCGGCCGCUACUUUCGCGUAGUAAUCACAGACGGGCGGAUCCUGGUCGGGAUGUUCAACUGCACCGACAAGGAUGCGAACAUCGUGCUGGCCAUGUGUGCGGAGUACCUGAAGGAGGACGGCGAGCCGCGGAUCCUGGGCAACGUCAUGAUCCCGGGCAAGCACAUAGUCUCGAUCGAGGUGGACAAACGCUCCUCCGACGAGGACGACUGACACUCGAGCACAACAAACUCCUCGUGUUAGAUUUUAGACGAGUUUUACUUCACUAUUUAACUUUAAUGACUAAAUACUUCGAUAUAAAAAUUUACAAGUAAAACAACUGAAA